AUGUUCACCUGUCCUGGCUCUUGCGGAGGAGGAUACCAACAUGGAGAUGAGAUCUCCCCAUAUCCAGAAGGAGCCACCUCAAUAACCGAGCGUAGAACAUCAACUCCAUCAACGUCCAAUGUGAACAACGAUGGCUCUCCAGCAAGCAGCGCGAUGUCACCUCCAUCCCCAGCAGCUCCUGGUACUGUACAGUUUGAAGAUGGUGUUCCUUGUUUGCGGCGGAAUGUGCAUGCUGUGUCGGCUGAAACUGAUCGUACAACACUGGGCUUCGAAUUGAACGAACAACGAAAAUCAAGCGAACCGAUAACCCAUCGUCGAUCAUUUCUUCCAAAGAUGAAUGUUCGAAAAUCGCACAGCAGUGAUCCACAUAUGACAUCUGGGGAGUCGAAAGAAGUUAUGGAAACACAAAAGAAGCGAAAAACGCAAAGUGCAAGUGCUCGCUGGGAAGCGACGAAUCUGGAGUUGAAAUUACCGCCUGGUCUGGAGAAACACUGUCCAUCAUCUUCACUAGCUGACAUUUACGGCGAUCCCACUAAAGCACCUCGUUAUGGAAUCGAAGAACUAUUGCGAAAUGCGCACACGUCUCACAUUGUACGUGAUUUUUACAACGAAAGACGCCGUGCUCUUCCAACGAGAGGUGAACCUGUUGAAGCAGCCCCAGAAGGCCGUCCUGAAGCUUCUGGUCCAGCGUUGAUCCGAAGAAGGCUGGAUGAACAUGUACACGUGUUCCCACUGAUCGAAGUCGAUCGCGCUUUCAAAAACGAGAGCAUGCCUCCUGGGUUUAAGGUUAUCAUUAUAACCAGAUGUAUACACUCACAAGAUCCUAUAGCUCAAGAAAAAGCUGAAACAGCGCUCGCCGACGCACGUCGUGUGGCUGCAAAACACGAAGAGGAGAAGCAGAAUAAGCAUAAGAAGACUAUAAACUGUCCUCCUGCAAAUGUUCCUAUAGUUGGUGCGGGACCACUUCGUACAGCAACAUCAUGGCCGAAAUGUCCUCUUCAAGUGGAGCAAUCGUCCUCUUCGUCGCUGGGUACUAGUGUAGCAUUUCCUGCCAAACCGGAGCAAUGGGACCAUACUGCCAGUAGCAGUAGUAGCAGUGUAAGCGACUGUGCUGACGAAACAGACGAACGUGUUCUGCAUAUGUCGGGUUUGAAAGUUAGAUGUGAUGCGGGUAUAGUUUUUGGCAAUUCUACCGAUACCCGUGAAAACGGCGCUAUCGCUGGAGGGAACUCAUCGGCGAGUGACUCAAGUGGUGAUUUGACAUCAGCGAUGGAUUCCACAUGUGGAGACUCCCAACCAGGUGCAUCUCCGCUGCCUUACCCUCAAGCAGUGGGAAAGAUGUAUCUAGGUGAUAGUGACAGUGCUGUUACCAAAUCACCGCGCGCUAAAAGGCCUCUAUUCUCGUAG
Molecule: messenger RNA, 1407 nt
Organism: Strongylus vulgaris
Lineage: Eukaryota; Metazoa; Nematoda; Chromadorea; Rhabditida; Strongylidae
Source: the annotation of a GenBank genome assembly